Molecule: messenger RNA, 6026 nt
Organism: Menidia menidia (Atlantic silverside)
Lineage: Eukaryota; Metazoa; Chordata; Actinopteri; Atheriniformes; Atherinopsidae
Source: the annotation of a GenBank genome assembly
AUGUCCACCUUUCUGUCCUCCAAACCUCUAGGUGCAGCCGGGGCGAGGCUCCUCUCGGAUCCGAACAAACCCGUCACCAUGGAUGUGGAUGAGGAAGAGAAUAUGAGUUCAAGCAGCACAGAAGUUAAGGAAAACCGAAACCUGGACAACGUGUCAUGCAAAGACGGUGUGGGAGUCGCUGAUCAGCUCCCCAAUGGAAGCGGCAGUCGAAAGCGCCCUUUAGAGGAGGGUAACAAUGGCCACACACAUUCCAAGUUCCGGACCAAGAAGCGUAAGAAAACACCAGGGCCGGUCCUGCCCAAGAAUGCUCUGAUGCAGCUGAAUGAAAUCAAACCAGGUCUACAGUACAAACUGCUGUCUCAGACUGGGCCAGUCCAUGCACCAGUUUUUGUCAUGACUGUGGAGGUCAAUGGACAGAUGUUUGAGGGUAUGGGCCCAACCAAGAAGAAGGCCAAACUUAGUGCAGCUGAGAAAGCUCUGCGUUCCUUUGUCCAGUUCCCCAAUGCGUCUGAGGCACACCUGGCCAUGGGCCGAACACUCACAGUGAACACAGACUUUACAUCUGACCAAGCUGACUUUCCAGACAUGCUCUUCAAUGGCUUUGAGACACCAGCUGCACCUGAAGAAUCCUUCUUUUUGGGUUCCAAUGGCACAAACUCAUUAGGGGAGUAUCCACUGCCCACGCCACCUGGCAGCAACCUUGUCCAGGCCCCUCUGCCCCCUCCAUCUGCAUUCAGCUCACCCUCAACUGGCAAAAACCCAGUCAUGAUCCUCAAUGAGCUCAGGCCAGGACUCAAAUAUGACUUUGUCUCAGAGAGUGGUGAGAGUCAUGCCAAGAAUUUUGUGAUGUCAGUAACGGUGGAUUCUCAGACGUUUGAAGGCUCAGGGCGCAACAAGAAGCUGGCUAAAGCCCGGGCAGCACAAGCCGCCCUAUCUGCUCUGUUCAACAUGCAGCUAGACCAGACACCAUCCCGGCAACCCAUACCGAGGGAAGGGUUACAACUUCACCUACCCCAGCUGACAGACAACUUCACCUCCCCCCAUGCACGACGAAAAGUCCUAGCUGGAGUUGUUAUGACAACGGGGACCGAUGUGAAGGAAGCACAGGUUAUUUGUGUCUCCACGGGAACCAAAUGCAUCAACGGUGAGUACAUGAGUGACCGCGGUCUGGCACUCAAUGACUGCCACGCCGAGAUAAUCGCCCGACGCUCGCUCAUCAGGUACCUCUACACUCAGCUGGAGUUCUUCCUCAGCAACAAGGAGGAACACCAGAACUCAAUGUUUGUCCAGUGUGAAAAGGGAGGCUACAAGUUAAAGGACAACGUUCAGUUCCACCUCUACAUCAGCACCUCGCCCUGUGGAGAUGCCAGGAUUUUCUCUCCGCACGAGGCCGGAGUGGAAGAUCAGGGAGACAGACAUCCUAACCGGAAAGCAAGGGGCCAACUCAGGACCAAGAUUGAGUCAGGGGAAGGCACCAUCCCGGUGAGGUCCAGCAACACCAUCCAGACGUGGGAUGGUGUGCUUCAAGGAGAGAGGCUGCUCACCAUGUCGUGCAGCGACAAGAUUGCACGAUGGAAUGUUGUGGGCAUCCAGGGCUCCCUGAUGAGCUACUUUACAGAGCCAAUCUACUUCUCAAGCAUCAUCCUUGGCAGCUUAUACCAUGCCGACCACCUCUCCAGGGCCAUGUACCAGCGUAUAAGCAAUGCUGAAGCAAGGCAGCCAGGCAAGGCACCAAACUUCAGCGUGAACUGGACAGUAGGGGACCAGGCUCUGGAAGUGAUCAAUGCAACCACAGGGAAGGACGACAUGGGCCGGGCUUCACGACUCUGUAAACAUGCUCUGUACAGCCGCUGGGUGCGACUGCACUCAAAGCUGUCCUCCGUCUUGCGGAUCAAAGUGCUCAAGCCCAGCUCCUACCAUGAUGCCAAGCAGGCAGCCGCAGAGUAUCACUCUGCAAAAAAGGCACUCAUCAAGGCCUUUCACAAGGCCGGUCUUGGGGCAUGGGUCAAAAAGCCGAUCGAGCAAGACCAGUUCACUCUCAGCUCCUGAGGGAGUCCAGGGACCAAUGGGUUCCUUAAGCCCCCACUCCUUCCUACCUGACCCAGGCCUGAAAGCCGAAGACCCCCUUAUAAAACAACCAGGCGUUUACUUCCGUCCCCACGUGUUGGCAACGCAUGUGCAAUUUGUACUGCGUGGUUUUCAAACUAUUCAUAGCCCAUCGUUCUCACUCCUCUGUCGACCUCAGCCUUGUGUCUUCUCGUCAUAUUGAUUUUAACAUUUUGUCUUUGUUGUAUAGUUUUUUCUAUAUGUUUUUCUGUUUUUAAACUGGAAACACUGUUUUUAUUUCAACCACUUAGUUGUUUUUUAUUUCUCACAGAAAUCCUGUCCCUGAUGCUGUAGAUGUCGAAGUUGAUGUUAAACAGUUUUAUCUUAUUGACUGAUGAGUGUAGCCAGUUUAGGGAGAAAUGUAGCCAAGAAGCAAAACAAUUUUUUGACUAUAAUUAUUGUGUAUGGACCUAAAGAUAUCUAUAUAUACUUGCAAAAAUUAAGGACUAUGAUCUUUAAUUUAAAAAGUGCAUACAUUUACAAUAUGUAAAUCUAGUCCAGAGAAGUGAACAUAAGAUAGCUAUAACAGAAAAUAUGUGCUAACUGGUCAGUUCCAUAGGAUAAGACUACAUGUUCUUAGCCGUAGUAUUAAAGAUGAAAAUAUUCUUAAAUACCGUUGCCCUGUUUGAUUCACUUACCUGAAGAAACACAAAGCAGGUGUGAUAGCACUAUAGCGCACUCUUGUUGAUGUUUUCUUCUUACUUUCAUUCAGAUAAUUUGUUCAGUAAGUUAUUUUUUGUCAUUAUUGUCUCAUACUUGAACAGCUGGGUGGGUCAUGUGGACUCCUCCCCUCACCUGGGUCUUGGGACAAAUUUUGGGAGGCGCUGCACGUUGUAUAUUUGUCCUUGAUUUAAGCCAUGGCUUUGCAUGGAAACUGAGACUGAGAGGCUUGCAGAGCAGAAUACAUGUGAUUGGGAAAUCCAUGCAUCCAUCAGCAAAUGAUUUUGAAUGAAUGCCAGCAACUUCCUCCACAGGCAGCUUUGAAUCUUUGUCUCUAUUUUAUAUAUUUGUUGUGAUUAAAUGGCUCGGGGGUGGAGGGGACAGCUUUUCUUUUAUUUCUUCCUUUGAGGGAUUUAAGGUUUGGGGAUAAAACAGUUGUUAAAAUAGUGACAGAACAACAAAACCUCUCAGAACUUGUAUUAUGUGACUUUAUGGCAGUCAUCUAUGAUAAUUUAUUAAUAGCUAUUAAUAGAUGUGCUACAGUGGCACAAACAGUACAAUAUUUGAAGUUGUAUUCACAAGACACCACAUUGUAUUCAUCUGUUGUGAGUGUGAUGCAAACAUGUCAUAGUUCCUCCACACAAUCCUCUUUGGAUGCACCUUCACACAAGUGUUUUGUUGUCCCCGUUUGAACAGACUCACAAAUUGUAUGCCACUAACUGUUGCUAGUAGUUUCCAACCAAAUAUAUUAGUGUCAUGAUUGUCCUCCUCUCUUAUUCCCAAUACUUCAGAAACUAAGGUUACAUUCACCUUACAGGCCACAUUGUUAAAUUCUAGUUCAGUAGUGAUCACAACUGGGUUUUUGAAGGUGUCUUGUGUCCCAUAAACAUGACUGCCCACUGAAACGGCCCACAACAAUGGAAAACCAUUUAUUGCACUCAUGAUCUUAGAUUAUGUUAUGAUAGUACAUUUAUUGAUGGCAUUCAAACACGUCACCAACUACAAAGGAAAAUAUUGUGAUGGUCAAGAAAAAGUUUGAUUGCUAGCUUUUGCUGUUUCAGUAACUUUUGCUUACAGUGCUGCAGUAGUGCUGCCAGGUUAUGUUGUUAGGGUUAUGUUCACAUCAACAGGCUUAAAGGACUGAUACUUGAUUUUUCCUUAAGUUGUUUUCUUGUUUAUACGACUAAUCUUCAUUCACACCCUGUUGGUGUUGGCUAAAUUUCCGACACUAGGCUAUGCAACAUAUGUAAGGCUACUCAUUUUGGAUUCCAUGUGUUUUUUGUUGUUGUUUUGUAAAUUUGCGUGCAAUAAGUGUUGUUGUCAUAAACCUGUAGUACUAUUACAGUACGGCUGGCAGUUGAUGGCAAAGGACAAAAGCUAGCAGUCAAGCUCUGGUUGUUCUUAGAUUUUUAACAAUUAGUUGCCAUUUUCUGAAAUGUGCUGUGAUAGAUUGAACUUCACAGUCACUUAUGUCUAAAUCUUAUCUGCCAAAUUUUAUCACAAAUCAGACAUUAAAUGAUCUUGAUAUAUACAACACAUGCAAACAGCAAUCUAAUGCAUAUAUGCAGCUGCAUUCAUAUGAAAAUCACUUGUACUUCUGAUUGUUAAUCCAUGUAUUUUGUAUUUGAUUAGAACUGAAUGGUAUGGCUGGUCAUUUUGACACAGUCAGAUAAGGAUUUAAAAGUCAGAGUUCAGAAGGUUUUCUGCAUCCACACAGCCCUGAAAAAUUCAGACAUGAGUCACAAUGGCCAGCUAAUGUGAACACAACCAAUGUUUCAUAUUCUUUGUUAGUUCCCUGCAUCUCUGUAGCUAAUUAAUGAAGACAAUUUCUAAGUAACUGUAGUGAAUUCCACUUCCAGCUAAAGGGAAAAUGUGUGUGUGCAACUUCUCUGUGUGCUCAGGUGUCUAAGCAUACUCAAGUCAAGUUUUCACCAAAGAUAAAGAUGCCCAUGUGUGUUUAAGCCCUAGUGUUUUCCUACUGACCAUUCUUUUCUAAUAUCUCAUAAGUCUGCCAUUAACCCUUUACUGUCAGUUUUUUGUAUGCCCACACAAUGUACUAUUUCUUUGUACAAAAGAUAUGUAUUCAGUUCCACACAGGGGGACGUGAAUACUCAGGCUUCUCUAGUGGAUUUGUAGCUGUCAGUGACCACAUGUAUAUUGUGACUUGCAAUCAUCAUCACUCCAAUAUAAUAUUUCAGUGUAUAUAAGAAACAGCAAAUAUCUUCUUCCAUGUAAAUCCUUGAAAACUGUUCAGAUCCUUUCCUCUCUUGCUGGGAUUGUGAAGACUUCCUGUUUAUUUGUGGUUUUGUGCGAGUCACUGGGCACCAUAAAGCAUGGCACUGACUGCCAGGGUUAAAGUGCUUCAUUCCCUUUGUAGCUCAACACACACACACACACACACACACACAUAAAGAAGAAGAAAAAAAAAGAAACCAACAAACAUGCACUGUUAAGUGUCUCAGCUAAAAGUGGCAUCCACCAGCUGGCACUUGUGAUGUCAUAUACAGUAUGUAACUUUUUGACUUAUAUUUGGUAGUUUUUUGAGUCAGUAUUUAAAAAGCAGGUAUUGAGAUGGAAGUUUGAAAAAAUCUAAUUUGGUGUUGAAAAAAAUAGAUCACCAUGCAGUGAUGCAGUUCCCCUAAGAGAAAAAGAUCCAGACCAAAGUCACAAGCAAUACCCCUGAUGUCUCCUUUACUGUCAGCUCAUCCCAACCAGGGGUCUGUCUAAUGUUUCUCUUUCUCUGCUCCUCCAGUUUUCGCUCUAUUCUUUUUUUUCUUUUGUUCAGUCUCGGCAAAGCUGUCUUGGGAUGUUUUUGUGUAUAUUUCCCGCUUAUGAUUGCCUGUUUCUAAAUACUUUUGUUAUUUUGACUGCACUAAAGAUGUCAACCAAUGAUGUCAUGAUUUGAAGAAAAAUAUGGUCCCGAUUAAAGGUUUGGAUGGAUCGAACUCACAGCAAGAACUGAACUGCUGAUGAUGGCCUGUGCACCCUAUCUUCGCAGGCGACGGGGUUGAAAUUUUUGUUUGAUUACCUCAAAUUGGUCAGCUUUUGCCCGCUUUUUGCACUUGUUCUGGGUUUUUCUACCCGCCCCUCUCCCUCCAGUUGUCCAGCGUGUGCGAUCCUCCACCAACAACCACAACCUUGCAUGUACUAACAACACUGAAGCUGCACCUAGCAUGACAAACUUUAAGAGGACUCUGUAGAAAAAAAAACUAUAGAUAGAUAUAAAAUCAACAAAAAAGAAUAAAAGAGUUCUUAGUUUA